Messenger RNA from Euleptes europaea (tarantolino), 942 nucleotides. RefSeq names its product olfactory receptor 11L1-like. The record is from RefSeq and is a predicted model, not a curated record. Gene Ontology annotation, molecular function: G protein-coupled receptor activity; olfactory receptor activity. Gene Ontology annotation, cellular component: membrane. Gene Ontology annotation, biological process: G protein-coupled receptor signaling pathway. Bases 1 to 942 code for a protein of 313 amino acids. The transcript has a single exon. NCBI's taxonomy places the organism in Eukaryota, Metazoa, Chordata, Lepidosauria, Squamata, Sphaerodactylidae.
AUGAAUUUGGAAGAAGGAAACCAAACAACCCCUAAAGAAUUCAUCCUCCUAGACUUCAAUAUCAAGGAUCAACAGAUUCUACUUUUUAUCUUGUUUCUACCUAUCUACUUUGCAACAAUGGUGGGGAACAUCCUCAUUGUUGUUCUUGUGCUCAUUCAUCAGCACCUUCACACCCCCAUGUACUUCUUCCUGGGGAAUCUGUCCGUUUUGGAGACCUGCUACAGCUCAACCAUUAUGCCGAGAAUGCUGAUCAGAUUUCUAAGUGGGAAUCACAGCAUUUCUGUAAAUGGGUGCUUUGCCCAACUGUAUUUCUUUGCAUUUCUUGCAGCCACUGAAUGUUACUUUCUAGCAGUCAUGUCUUAUGACCGUUAUUUGGCAAUAUGCAGACCACUGCAUUAUGCAAUGCUCAUGAACCACAGAAUUUGCAUCCUCUUGAUUGCUGCUUCCUGGAUAUUUGGAGCAGUGAAAAUUGGUAUUGUAGUGUUUUUGGUGUCUCGGUUGUCUUUCUGUGGACACAACAAAAUUAAUCAUUUCUUCUGCGAUUUCAUCCCAUUGAUAAGACUCUCUUGCGAUGAUACCUAUUUAGUGGAAAUUACUCUACUGAUAUUCUCCUUCAUAGGCACUCUGCUCCCACUAUUCAUAAUUAUAAUAUCUUAUGUUUGCAUCAUUAAGAGCAUCUUAAAAAUCCCAUCCACUGUUGGGAAACAAAAGGCCUUCUCCACUUGCUCCUCCCACCUCAUUGUGGUGUCCUGCUUUUAUGGGUCUUUGAUGAUUGUUUAUGUAUUACCGAACAUCAGCUCACUGAGUGAGGUGAAGAAAUUGUUCUCGCUGUUCUACACACUUCUCACCCCUCUGGUCAAUCCACUCAUAUACAGUUUGAGGAACAAAGAAGUCAAGGAAGCAAUGCGGAAAUCUUUCCAGAUUCACCAUAUGAGACCGUGA